GAUGAGAUGACAGCAACGUUUCUACAUCAUAUAAUAGCGCUGGUAGCUAUUUGCUCUGAUCUCGGGCGUGACAUCAUUUGGUAGCGACAGAAAUAUGGCGACUAUUAUGGCAGUUCGUGUGUGCAGUGGGAGAUUAGCUCUUGUGGGUUGCAUUCACAGCUUAGUGAAAAAUACACUCAGACUGCAGACUCCCGUGGUCCUUUCUCGAACCAGUUUUCCCUUGAGUGUGAGAAAUUAUGCUGUAGAGGCAAAAAAGAACUAUGUACGAGAUAAGCCUCAUGUGAAUGUUGGUACUAUUGGACAUGUGGACCAUGGGAAAACUACUCUAACUGCUGCAAUCACUAAAGUUCUUGCAGAGACUGGUGGGGCAAGGUACAAGAAAUACGAAGAUAUUGACAAUGCACCUGAAGAAAAAUCUCGAGGGAUCACUAUCAAUGCCUCGCAUGUGGAAUAUGCAACAGCUAAUCGCCAUUAUUCCCACACAGACUGCCCUGGGCAUGCGGACUACGUGAAGAACAUGAUCACUGGAACUUCCCAGCUGGAUGGCUGCGUUCUGGUUGUUGCAGCAACAGAUGGACAAAUGCCUCAGACCAGGGAGCAUUUACUCCUUGCUAAACAGAUUGGUGUAGAGCAUAUGAUUGUUUAUAUUAACAAAGCUGAUGCCGUAGAAGACAAGGAAAUGCUAGAUCUUGUAGAACUUGAAAUCCGUGAGCUGCUAUCAGAAUUUGGAUAUGACGGAGAAAAGACUCCAGUUAUUGUUGGUUCAGCCCUUUGUGCACUUGAGAAUCGAAACCCAGACUUGGGAGUCAAAUCCAUCCUAAAGCUUCUAGAUUCUGUUGAUAAUUACAUUCCUUUACCCGCACGUCAACUGGAAAAGCCAUUCUUACUACCCAUCGAAGCGAUCUAUUCCAUUCCUGGGCGUGGUACUGUAGUGACUGGCACGCUGGAGCGAGGGCUUGUGAAAAAGGGAGAUGAAUGCGAGUUUGUUGGACACAACAAGAACAUCCGGUCUGUUGUCACAGGGAUUGAAAUGUUUCAUCAGAACCUUGAUCAUGCAGAAGCAGGCGAUAAUCUGGGUGCCCUAGUACGGGGACUAAAGCGUGAAGAUGUGAGAAGAGGAAUGGUGAUGUGCAAACCUGGAUCCAUCAGACCUCACCAGAAGGUCGAAGCCCAGGUAUAUGUCCUCAGCAAAGAGGAAGGAGGCCGCCAUAAACCAUUUGUGACAAACUUCAUGCCUGUUAUGUUUUCUCUGACAUGGGAUAUGGCAUGUCGAGUUGCUCUUCCUGCAAGCAAGGAAAUGGUGAUGCCAGGAGAAGACACAUCUCUGACACUCACACUCCGACAGCCAAUGGUUCUGGAAAAGGGACAACGUUUUACACUACGGGAUGGAAAUCGAACCAUUGGUACUGGGCUUGUUACUGGUGUGUUAGAAGUGAGUUCUGAGGAUAAUGUCAACUGGGGUUAAAGGUCAGCCAGUUUUCCAUAUCAAGCCCAAGAAAUCUUUUGAUAAGAAAAUUCAGUAGGCACUCAGUACAUUAAAAAACUUCUGGUACAUAGAGAAUUUCUUUAUUUUCACAACCGGUGAAAAUGGCUACCAAACUGGGGUAUAACUUGAAUUCAACUUUAAAUAUUCCCUUUAAAAAAAAUGGUUGCUUUUUUUAUGUAGGAGCACCUUCUUCGCAGCUGUUAGUUUCUUGGUUAACAUUUGCUUGCCCUUUACUGAAAUACACCACUCGUCACCCUGGUAAAUGAGCUGUUAUUGCUACUUUUCAUGUUUAUGAAGCCAGAUGAAAAUCAAAGAAAUGAAAGGCCUUUCCCCCUCUGACUUGCAGUUUUUUGGUAGCAACUUGCCAAGGCAUGUAUGUAACUCUGUGCCCCAUUUGUCACAUGUAUAAUUCACUCCUGUCCCUUGCAGUUGGCUGACUUUCACAGACCUCUUUGAUUCACUGGCGGGGGGGGGGGGGGGCUAGUGUCUUUCUGCCCUUAUUUCUGCUGAUGUUCACCAGCCAUAAAAGGUAUAAAACACCAGACAUCUUUUUGUGAUGCAAGUUGGGUGGUAUUUUUUGUAUCCCACUGGCAGUUGCUGGUACCCUGGGGAGUACUACGCGGACCUCUGUGGAGAGUCAUUUUGGUCUUCCAGAGGUGGAUUGUAACAGUCUGCUUGAUUCAGAGAGCAUCAAAACAGAAGAGGAAGCACCUUUUGUAUCAGAAGUCGUUUGUUUGAUCAUGUUGAUAUAGUUGCAUUCUUUCCUUAUUCUGUCAAACAUCUGCAGGAAGUGUUCAGCAUCUUCAGUCUUGGCAUUAUACUGACACCGAAUGAUAUGUUUGGGAGUACACCACAUGCCAGAGUUGUUAUUGAUGGGGUUCAAUAAUUGUUUCAUUAUGUAAUAUUAAAAAAAAUAUGUAUUUAAUGAGACUUGUUUCUGCUAUCCAGUAUUGGCACUGGGAAGUUAGCUGUCCUUUUCCUAAACCUAUUUUUUUUAAAUAAAUCUCAACAAACAUUUA
Molecule: messenger RNA, 2505 nt
Organism: Protopterus annectens (West African lungfish)
Lineage: Eukaryota; Metazoa; Chordata; Ceratodontiformes; Protopteridae
Gene: TUFM
Product: Tu translation elongation factor, mitochondrial
Exons: 11
Coding region: 95-1465 (456 amino acids)
Biological process (GO): mitochondrial translational elongation
Cellular component (GO): mitochondrion
Molecular function (GO): GTPase activity; GTP binding; translation elongation factor activity
Source: RefSeq, a predicted model, not a curated record